Molecule: messenger RNA, 1076 nt
Organism: Stegostoma tigrinum
Lineage: Eukaryota; Metazoa; Chordata; Chondrichthyes; Orectolobiformes; Stegostomatidae
Exons: 1
Coding region: 44-898 (284 amino acids)
Molecular function (GO): oxidoreductase activity
Source: RefSeq, a predicted model, not a curated record
CCCCUCAAACAACCCAACUUCCCAUUCGCCCUGAUCAGGGAGGAUGGAGACCGUGAAGCUCAACAACGGGGUGGAGAUGCCGCUGCUGGGCCUGGGCACCUUCAAGCUGCGGGGGUAUGAGGCCGUGUACCGGGCACUGGACUCCGCCCUGGGGCACGGCUACCGCUCCGUGGACACGGCGAGCGUGUAUGGCAACGAGGCUGACAUCGGGCAGGCGCUGGCAGAGCUGCUUCCGAAGCACGGCCUCUCCCGGGCAGACAUCUUCAUCACCAGUAAGCUGUCACCGGCGGACCAGGGGGAACGGGCGGAGGAGGGUGCCUUACGGAGCCUGGCGGCCUUGGGCUGCCAAUACCUGGACCUCUACCUCAUCCACUGGCCCGGCAGACAGGGCUGGAAGAGUGAGGAUCCCCGUAACCGGGUCUGCCGGCGCCAGAGCUGGGAAGUGCUAGAAGGCCUGUACGAGAGCGGCCGCUUCCGUGCCAUCGGUGUCUCCAACUACACAGUGGGCCACCUCCGGGAGAUGCUGGAGCACUGCCGGGUGACGCCCGCUGUACUGCAGGUGGAGUAUCAUCCGCGCCUGGUGCAGAGCGACCUGCUGGCCUUCUGCGCCGAGUGCGGCCUCCACCUGCAGGCCUACUCCUCGCUAGGCUGCGGGCGCCUGCUGGACGAGCCUCAGGUCCGAGCCCUGGCUGUCGCCUACGGCCGCAGCCCGGCCCAGGUGCUGCUGCGCUGGGCCGUGCAGCGGGGAGUCGGCGUCAUCCCCAAAUCGGCUGAGCCCGAGCGCGUGGCCGCCAACGCCCAGCUGUUCGACUUCUGCCUGAGAGAGGAGGACACUGAGCUGCUGAGCAGCCUGCACUCCGACAGCCGCUACUGCUGGGACCCCCGGGCUGUCACCUGAGCGCUGACUCACCCACCCCACUAGCCCUGGCCCCAGCUCCAAACUCAAACUCGGAUGCACCGAGGAUGUGACAGGGGCUGUAGCGUUCCCCACCCCUGGGCCGAAAGGUCCAAGACCCGCCCUCGCUCCAGAGCUGUGUCGCCUCGUGUCUGAAAAUAAACGUGGAUUGUAAAGAUUG